AUGGAGGAGUUACAAGAACAAUUUGAUAAAAUAAAAUUAACAUCGGACGCGGAGGUCGACUUGGAAGAACCGGAAAAGAUAUCUCACCGAAAACUAAGACUUAUGAAAAUGAAAAAUAAAAAAGAAGAAAAAAAACUUAAGAAGCAAAAUUUUAAAGGUUCUUCAAACAAUAAAAUUUCAUUGGCUAAUAACAAAGAUAGUAAUGAUAAUAAUUACAGCGAUAAAAAAAGUAGUAACAAACAAAAUGAAGAAAAUAUAAAUGAUAUUGAAGAUGAUGUAAAACAUAAUAAUACGGAUAAACAGGAUUAUUUAGGAGAAAAUACUUCCCUCCAGAGUAAAAAGAAAUAUGAAGUAGUUAACGUGGAAUACUGUAAAGUGUGUACAAUGCCCUAUGAAUACUGCGAGUACGGGAAUGCUUUCAAUGAAUGCAAAGAAAUGAACAAAGAGAAAUUUAGUUAUGAUAUUGUGAGCAAUAACGCAGAAAGUAGCAGUAAAAGGAAGACAAAGGAGGCACCUCAAAAUACAACUCAAAAAAUAACAAUACAGAGAAAAACGAGAGCACGAAAAAAAGUUGUAACAGUUGUAACAGGACUGCAUCAGUAUGUUAAAUUAGAAAAAAUUGCCAAGAUAUUUUCUCGCUUUUAUGCAUGUGGAUCCUCGGUUAUAAAGGGCACUGAUAAUAAUCCUGACCAGAUAGACAUACAAGGAGAUGUAGAACACAAUAUUAUAGACGUGAUAAUGAAAAACUGCCCAGAAUUAACUGAAGAUUGCUUUGUUAUUUUACCCCCCAAAUAA
Plasmodium malariae is the source of this 795-nucleotide messenger RNA. RefSeq names its product translation initiation factor SUI1, putative. The record is from RefSeq and is a predicted model, not a curated record. The transcript is spliced from 4 exons. Lineage: Eukaryota; Apicomplexa; Aconoidasida; Haemosporida; Plasmodiidae. Gene Ontology annotation, biological process: translation reinitiation; formation of translation preinitiation complex. The coding region runs from base 1 to 795 and encodes 264 amino acids. Gene Ontology annotation, molecular function: translation initiation factor activity; mRNA binding.